Strongylus vulgaris is the source of this 830-nucleotide messenger RNA. Lineage: Eukaryota; Metazoa; Nematoda; Chromadorea; Rhabditida; Strongylidae. The record is from the annotation of a GenBank genome assembly.
AUGCUUACUCGUUCGACACUGUUGGCUCGUGGAGGUGCACUUAUUCUUGCCAAUCGUACCGCUUCAGCGCAGACUGAACAACCAAAAAUAAAAACCUUCGAGAUUUAUCGUUUCAAUCCCGAUAAGCCUGGUUCAAAACCAGAAAUGCAGGCAAGUAUUUGCGGAUCUUGUGCCAUGAAUAUUGGCGGGGAAAACACACUCGCUUGUAUUUGUAAGAUCGAUAGAAAUACAAGCAAAGUCACGAAAAUUUACCCGCUACCUCACAUGUACGUCAUUAAGGAUCUUGUUCCCGAUUUGACUUUGUUUUUCGAACAGUACGCUUCAGUUCAACCAUGGUUGCAAAAGAAGGAUGAUAUGGAGCUGGGCGAGCGUGAAAUGUUAGCCAUUAAUCAAAUUUCAAUAUCAUGCUGUCCUAUUCUCAUUGUUGUUGCAUCAGGUAUUUGCGGAUCUUGUGCCAUGAACAUUGGCGGGGAAAACACACUUGCUUGUAUUUGUAAGAUCGAUAGAAAUACAAGCAAAGUCACGAAAAUUUACCCGCUACCUCACAUGUACGUCAUUAAGGAUCUUGUUCCCGAUUUGACUUUGUUUUUCGAACAGUACGCUUCAGUUCAACCAUGGUUGCAAAAGAAGGAUGAUAUGGAACUGGGCGAGCGUGAAAUGUUUCAAACUAUUAAAGAACGUGCAAAGCUGGAUGGACUUUACGAAUGUAUCUUGUGCGCUUGCUGUUCCUCAUCUUGUCCAUCUUACUGGUGGAAUGCCGACAAAUACUUGGGACCAGCCGUCUUGCUGCAGGCAUACAGGUUUAUAUUUGCUUACAACUGCACGUAAUU